Aspergillus wentii DTO 134E9 is the source of this 753-nucleotide messenger RNA. Its product is annotated as peptide alpha-N-acetyltransferase complex A subunit ARD1. Gene Ontology annotation, cellular component: NatA complex. Bases 1 to 753 code for a protein of 250 amino acids. Lineage: Eukaryota; Fungi; Ascomycota; Eurotiomycetes; Eurotiales; Aspergillaceae. Gene Ontology annotation, molecular function: protein-N-terminal-glutamate acetyltransferase activity; protein N-terminal-serine acetyltransferase activity. Gene Ontology annotation, biological process: N-terminal peptidyl-glutamic acid acetylation. The transcript is spliced from 2 exons. The record is from RefSeq and is a predicted model, not a curated record.
AUGGUCGACAUCGUCCCCCUCUCCUCGUACCCCUCGUACAUCGACCUCCUCCCCUCCAUCCAAACCUGCAACAUCACCAACCUCCCCGAAAACUACUUCCUGAAAUACUACCUCUACCAUGCCCUCACCUGGCCCCAGCUGAGCUUUGUCGCCGUCGUGCGGCCCCGGAAUGGGUAUGCGAAAAACACCGCCAGUGACGGCGCGGGGUCGGCGUCCGUCGCCGGAGAGUACCCCAAAGUGGUGGGGUAUGUGUUGGCGAAGAUGGAGGAGGAGCCGACCGAUGGAGUGCAGCAUGGGCAUAUUACCAGUUUGAGUGUGAUGAGGACACACCGGAGAUUGGGAAUUGCUGAGCGUUUGAUGAGAAUGAGUCAACGUGCCAUGGCCGAAUCUCACCGCGCUCACUUUGUCUCCCUGCACGUUCGUGUUUCCAACACUGCCGCCCUGCGCCUUUACCGUGACACACUGGGCUUCGAGGUCGAGAAGGUCGAGAGCAAGUACUAUGCUGACGGCGAGGAUGCCUACGCCAUGCACAUGGACCUCUCCAAGAUGUGGCUGAACUGGAAGGAAAUCGAGAAACAGGACAAGGAACGUGCAAAGAGUGACGACAAGGAGGCUGACGAGGGUGACGAGGUUGGAGAGUUGGGCAAGAGCGAGGACAAGGAGAAGGAAGGUGACAAGAUGGUUCGCGUCAAGGUCGGCCGGGGCUUGGGUGUUGGCGAUUUGGUUGAACGGAAUGAGUCGGCACCUCAAUAG